Messenger RNA from Humulus lupulus (European hop), 1034 nucleotides. Its product is annotated as 2-C-methyl-D-erythritol 2,4-cyclodiphosphate synthase, chloroplastic. Bases 87 to 824 code for a protein of 245 amino acids. Lineage: Eukaryota; Viridiplantae; Streptophyta; Magnoliopsida; Rosales; Cannabaceae. Gene Ontology annotation, biological process: terpenoid biosynthetic process. The record is from RefSeq and is a predicted model, not a curated record. The transcript is spliced from 3 exons. Gene Ontology annotation, molecular function: 2-C-methyl-D-erythritol 2,4-cyclodiphosphate synthase activity.
AUUAUUAUUCAAAAAACAAUACCUAAGAGGGACUGAGUCAGCACUGAACCGAGACCACAUACCCGCGACCUCGAGCUUCGACGGCCAUGGCGGCGGCGACACCCGUGUGCGCUUCUACUAUUCCAGCACAGUACUCCAGUAACUCCGUCAAAUCAUUCCAUCACUCCCAUUUCACGGUUGCAGUUCCCAGAAAUCUCUUCUCAUCGUCCUCAUCAUCUCAUGUGUCUUUGAGACAAUCCAAAACGACGCCGCUUUCGGCUCUGCCUUCUGUGUCAGCCGCCGGAACCGCCGCCUUGGAAGCGGAGCAAACUCCGUCUGAGGUAUCCGCGACUCCCUCAAAGAUUCUUCCUUUUCGGGUCGGUCACGGGUUCGACCUUCAUCGAUUGGAGCCCGGGUAUCCUUUGAUAAUUGGAGGCAUUAAUAUACCUCACGAGAAAGGAUGCGAGGCUCAUUCUGAUGGGGACGUUUUGCUUCAUUGUGUAGUUGAUGCUAUUUUGGGUGCUUUGGGGCUUCCGGAUAUUGGACAAAUUUUCCCGGAUUCUGAUCCCAAAUGGAAAGGGGCUGCAUCAUCAGUUUUCAUCAAAGAAGCUGUGAGACUGAUGCAUGAGGCAGGUUACGAGCUUGGAAAUUUAGAUGCAACAUUAAUUCUUCAAAGACCGAAGCUAAGUCCACACAAGGAGGCUAUCAGAGCCAACUUAUCUGAACUUCUAGGAGCUGACCCUGCAGUUGUUAAUCUGAAAGCGAAAACUCAUGAAAAGGUUGACAGCCUCGGAGAAAAUCGAAGCAUUGCUGCUCACACUGUGGUUCUUCUUAUGAAAAAGUAGACUGAUGAAGAAGAAGGCUUGGAAAUCCUGGUCAAAAACAUGUGGUUAGUAGUUGUAACUUCCAUACUAAUACAAUUCUUACAGAAACUAUUACAUUUUCUAUGAAUCAGGUUUAUGUAAAUGUCACCUUACAUGUGUCUCGGAAGAAUGUUCACAUUAUGAAUAAUAAUAAUAAUAAUAAUAUAUCCAAGCAAAUGAUUCAGAGGUUGA